Molecule: messenger RNA, 3594 nt
Organism: Panthera uncia (snow leopard)
Lineage: Eukaryota; Metazoa; Chordata; Mammalia; Carnivora; Felidae
Gene: CDH15
Product: cadherin 15
Exons: 20
Coding region: 1-3303 (1100 amino acids)
Biological process (GO): adherens junction organization; multicellular organism development; cell-cell junction assembly
Cellular component (GO): adherens junction; catenin complex; plasma membrane
Molecular function (GO): calcium ion binding; cadherin binding
Source: RefSeq, a predicted model, not a curated record
AUGACGAGGCUUCCCCCUUGGCUGGACAGCCCUACGCCGUCCUGCACUCCACUCCCAAAGAAGGGCCAGGAGCAGGUGCCUGAGAGGGACUCCUGCGGAGGCGUCAGCCACCCUGGGGCUGAGGCCGUUGGAGGGCAGCGGGCGGGCCCCGGAGGGAAGGAGCACACACAGCUGGUGCAGACGGCACAGGUCCGCGCCCACGUGUACGGGCACCGGGGCCAGCAGAAGCCGGGCCCCGUGACGACUGAGGGCUUUGCUUCCUUGGGAGCCCAGUCCGUGGAGGCUGGUGGCCCCAGCGUGGCCUCCCACCUGAGCUCCCUCGAGGGCUGGGCCAGCACAGGGGCCCAGCCCCAGGAGCGGAGGCACGGGAACAGGAGCUCAGGACGGCCGGGGCCCCGGGGGGCUCAGGCUGCAUCUGAGAAGCGGGGCCCUUCCUGCAACGCAGCCGUGGCCCAGCACAGAGCAGUGACCAGUGAGGGCCAGAUCAGGGUCAGGGAUAGCUCAGAGACAUGCUGGGAGCCGGCAGCAGCUGGCAUGGGGCUCCAGCCUGGGACCCUGUCGCGCCUAAGCAGCCUGCAUGUGGACCCUGCUCCUCCCAGCCCCAGAAUGGUGACAUCUCUUCACCGUGGCUCAAUUCGUGAGCCUUUUUGUUCCGAUGCCGUGGAGGCUGUCUUUGACCUGGACGCGGCAACACAGACCUUGGGCCACCGUGACUGCGUCCCAGGCAGGCAUGAAACCACCCGCCAGGGCAAGGCCAAGGGCAGGGUGGGCCCCGCCAGGCCCCGUGCUGGGGUGAAGACCGCCGGCGGGCCAUCCACCCACAUCGACACCAUCACUCCAAAGGUGCGAGCGUCAUCGGAGACUCAGGCAGGCACCUCCCAAAGCCACAACCCUGCUUCUGCGGAAGCCCCUUCCCGUACCCGCCUGGAGCCGUGGCCUGUCUGCCAGAUGCGGUUACUUGUUAAACCUCAGAUUCACUGGGUACAGAGCCUGGGCCUGUCAUUGGGGGUCCCUGGGCAGAGGAGGCCCAGUACCCUGUACCCCUGGCACCGGGCACCUGCCCCAGGCCGUGUACGAAGAGCCUGGGUUAUCCCCCCCAUCAGUGUAUCCGAGAACCACAAGCGUCUUCCGUACCCCCUGGUGCAGAUCAAGUCCGACAAGCAGCCACUGGGCAGCGUCAUCUACAGCAUCCAGGGCCCCGGUGUGGACGAGGAGCCCCAGGGCGUGUUCUCCAUUGACAAGUUCACGGGGAAGGUGUUCCUGAAUGCCAUGCUGGAUCGGGAGAAGACAGACCGCUUCAGGCUAAGGGCCUUUGCUCUGGACCUGGGAGGAGCCACCCUGGAGGAGCCCACGGACCUGGAGAUCGUGGUUGUGGAUCAGAACGACAACCGGCCCGUCUUCAGGCAGGAGGCGUUCAGCGGCCGGGUGCUGGAGGGAGCAGUGCCAGGCACCUACGUGACCAGGGCCGAAGCCACAGACGCUGAUGACCCGGAAACAGACAACGCGGCCCUGCGGUACUCCAUUCUGGAGCAGGACGGCCCCCAGCUCUUCAGCAUCGAUGAGCACACGGGGGACAUACGCACCGUGCAAGUGGGUCUGGACCGCGAGGUGGUCGCCGUGUACAAUCUGACCCUGCAGGUGGCAGACAUGUCUGGAGAUGGGCUCACCGCCACGGCCUCAGCCAUCAUCACCCUUGAGGAUGUCAAUGACAACGCCCCUGGGUUCACCAGGGACGAGUUCUUCAUGGAGGCCACGGAGGCUGUCAGCGGAGUGGACGUGGGGCGGCUUCAGGUGGAGGACAGGGACCUGCCGGGCUCCCCAAACUGGGCAGCCAGGUUCACCAUCCUGGAGGGCGACCCCAAGGGACAGUUCGCUAUCCGCACAGACCCCAAGACCAACGAGGGCGUGCUGUCUGUGGUGAAGCCCCUGGACUACGAGAGCUGUGAGCAGUACAACCUGAGAGUCGCGGUGCAGAACGAGGCCCCCCUGCAGGCGGCCGCCCCCAGGGCCGAGCGGGGCCAGGCCAGGGUCAGCGUGCGGGUGCAGGACGUCAACGAGGCGCCCGUGUUCCAGGAGAACCCGCUGCGGACCAGCCUGCCUGAGGGGGUGCCCCCGGGAACCCCCGUGGCCACCUUCUCUGCCCAAGACCCUGACACGCAGCGGCUGCAGAGGCUCAGCUACUCUAAGGACUAUGACCCAGACGACUGGCUGCGGGUGGACAGAGCCACGGGUCAGAUCCAGACCCAGCGAGUGCUCAGCCCGGCCUCUCCCUUCCUCAAGGAUGGCUGGUACAGGGCCAUCAUCCUGGCCUACGACGAUGCCUCCCCACCCAGCACGGCCACCGGGACCCUGUCCAUUGAGAUCCUGGAGGUCAAUGACCACGCCCCUGAGCUGUCCCCGCCAUCUGGUAGCGUGUGCAGCAAGCCAGAUCAGGGUUCUGGCCUUCUCCUGGGGGCCACGGAUGCGGACCUGCCCCCCCACGGGGCUCCCUUCCACUUUCAGCUGAGUCCCCGUGUCCCAGAGCUGACCCGGAACUGGAGUGUCAGCCAGGUUAACGUGAGCCACGCGCGCCUGCGGCUCCGGCACCAGGUCCGGGAGGGUCUACACCGCCUCAGCCUGCUGCUCCGAGACUCUGGGCAGCCGCCCCAGCAGCGCGAGCAGCCCCUGAACGUGACGGUGUGUCGCUGCGGCCCGGAUGGUGCCUGUCUGCCGGGGGCCGCUGCCCGGAGGGCAGGAGGCGUGGGCGUCAGCCUGGGCGCCCUGGUCAUCGUGCUGGCCAGCAUCAUCCUGCUGCUCUUGCUCGCCCUGCCGGUCGCCCUCGUCACGCGGUCCCGGCGGCAGUCAGGGGACAAAGGGUUUCUGCACGGACUGCAGGACGAUCUCCGGGACAACAUCCUGAACUAUGACGAGCAGGGGGGCGGGGAGGAGGACCAGGAUGCUUACGACAUCAACCAGCUGCGCCACCCAACAGAGCUGGCGGCCUUGUGCUCUCCCCUGGGACAGCCGCCACUGCGCCGAGAUGCCCCGUUCGGCCGAGUGCGCCCCCAGCCACCCCGCAUGCUGCCCACCAGCCCCGCUGACAUCGCUGACUUCAUCAAUGAUGGCUUGGAGGUGGCAGACAGUGACCCCAGUGUCCCGCCCUAUGACACAGCUCUCAUCUACGACUACGAGGGAGAUGGUUCUGUGGCAGGGACGCUGAGCUCCAUCCUGUCCAGCCUGGGGGACGAGGACCAGGACUACAGCUGCCUGCGGGACUGGGGCCCCCGCUUCGCCCGGCUGGCUGACUUGUACGGGCCCCCGUGAGGGUCGGAAAAGAGCCAGGGAAGGGUGGGGGGCUUUCUGAUGCGGACCCGCGUGCCCUGCUCAGGGUACAACCACCAGACACGGAGGGCAGAUGUCUUUCCCAGGACAGGCAGCCUGGCCUCCAGGCCCGGCUGACCUCUGCAUAGGCAGCCAGGGGGCCCCCCAGGCCCUUGGGCAAGUCUGCUUCUCCCAGGGAGGACAGAGACCGGGGGACCCAGCGCCCGGAGAGCGGAAGCUAGACAAGCCUGGCUUCCAUCAGCCUUCCCUGGGGUCAGAACCCCCACCUCGCCG